Meloidogyne enterolobii is the source of this 717-nucleotide messenger RNA. Lineage: Eukaryota; Metazoa; Nematoda; Chromadorea; Rhabditida; Meloidogynidae. The record is from the annotation of a GenBank genome assembly.
AUGAGGUUUUACUUUAUUUAUUUUAGCUAUAAUUCUGGCACGUAUAACAAUCAAUGGACUGUUCUUGACUAUAAAUUAUUUAAACCAAAACAAGAAUUGCCCCAAACAGAUUUAAUUUGGAUUUUAGAACAAAUUCCAGGCCUUGUAGUUAGUAGAGACGUUACUUGGUUUAUUAAAAGUUAUGGUUAUUGGCCUUCUUAUAAUAUUCCUUUUUUAUCUAAAAUAUCUGAAUUGAGUGGAUUUAGUGCUAAAGGGCAGAUAAAUAAUUGGUGGAGAUGGGGAUUUACACCUAGAGCUAAAAUAUUUCAUAGAGAUCAUAAGAAAGUUAAAGAUUUGAAAACAUUGAGAGAAUUAAUGCGUUAUAACAAUUACCAACAUGAUGAAUAUUCUCGUUGCAAAUGUACACCACCAUAUUCAGCUGAAGCAAGUAUUUCAACUAGAGGAGAUCUCAAUACACCUGAUGGAAAAUGGGAAGUGCCUGGAAUGGGUUUUAGAAAUCACGGUUCUAUUGACUAUAAAGGAACUAAUUUUGAAUUAUUUAAACAAUUACGUUUUGAGGUAGUUGGAGGGCCGACAUAUGGUGGGCCUGGAAAUUUGCCUUAUUUUAGCUGGGCCACUACAAAAAUAAAUACAACACAUUUUGGGCAGCCAAUUAAUUGGAAUUUUACUGAAUUUGCUACUCAAUGGACAACAAAAAUUCCUAAAAAUAUUAUUUAA